GCUCGUAGGCUGCCGAGCGGAGUCGGGCGGGCCGGUGCGGAGAGCAGCGUGGUCUAUCCUGUGACUGACUGACACCCGCCGGGGAAAAAGUUACUCUGAGUUCGCGGACACACUGCCAACAUGUCUGGAGAUGACGAGACACAGGAGCAGACCAUCGCCGACGACUUGGUGGUCACCAAGUACAAGAUGGGCGCAGAGAUCGCGAAUCAGGCUCUGAAGACGGUGGUUGGGGCAGCUAUGGCCGGAGUCUCCGUGCUCAGCCUGUGUGAAAAGGGAGAUGCCUUCAUCAUGGCAGAAACUGGGAAAAUCUUCAAGAAGGAAAAAGACAUGAAGAAAGGUAUCGCUUUUCCUACUUGUGUGUCAGUUAACAACUGCGUAUGCCAUCACUCCCCUCUGAAGAGUGACCCUGAUGUCAUACUGAAGGAUGGGGACCUCGUCAAAAUUGACCUGGGUGUGCACGUUGAUGGCUUCAUCUCAAAUGUGGCUCACAGCUUCGUUGUUGGAGUGACCAAGGAGAACCCACUGACUGGACGGAAGGCUGACGUUCUCAAAGCAGCUCACCUGUGUGCUGAGGCUGCUCUGCGUCUUGUUAAGCCAGGGAACCAGAACACACAGGUCACAGAAGCCUGGAACAAGAUUGCAAAGUCAUUCAAGUGCUCCCCUAUUGAAGGCAUGCUGUCCCAUCAGCUCAAACAACACGUGAUCGAUGGGGAGAAAACUAUCAUUCAAAACCCAACGGACCAGCAAAAAAAGGACCAUGAGAAGGCUGAGUUUGAGGUGCAUGAGGUAUAUGCAGUGGAUGUACUUAUCAGCAGUGGAGAGGGGAAGGCAAAGGAUGGAGGUCAGAGGACCACCGUUUACAAACGAGACCCCAACAAGGUGUACGGUUUAAAGAUGAAGACAUCUCGGACAUUCUUCAGUGACGUGGAGAGGCGCUUUGACACAAUGCCUUUCACUCUGAGAGCGUUUGAGGACGAAAGCAAGGCCAGGUUGGGCGUGGUGGAGUGUGCCAAACAUGAGCUGGUGCAGCCGUUCAACGUGCUGCAUGAGAAAGAGGGUGAAGUUGUUGCCCAGUUCAAGUUCACCGUGCUGCUCAUGGCCAAUGGACCUUUGCGAAUCACAAAUAGCCUCUUUGAGCCAGAACUCUACAAGUCUGAACAUGAAGUGGAGGACCCAGAGCUGAAGGCUUUACUUCAAAGCUCAGCCAGCCGCAAGACUCAGAAGAAGAAGAAAAAGAAGGCCUCAAAGACUGUUGAGAGCGCAACAGGACAGGCGAUGGAGACUGAAGCUGCAGAAUAGAUUUCUCUGACGGACAUUGGAUGACCCAAAGAACAGACGUCACAAAUCCUUCUGUCCCAGCUGUCUGAGGCACUUGCGGGCAUAGCCGCUGUGAACACCUCUGAAUCUAACUGAUGUCAGUCUGGGAUGAUGCUGCUCCUAAAUUCUGUCACUCCACCUAAAACACAUACACACACGCGCACACAUGUACAACCAUAGUAAAUCUCACUGUCCUUGAGACUGUCUUCCUCUCUUAACAGCAGACAAUAGUUCUGCUACAAAAGAGGAUAUUUUGUGCAAGGGCGUAACACUCACUGGAACAUUUAACCAUUCGACUGACCUUGAGCCUUCGUCCCUUUCUCCACAAUAACUGUAGUGAAAGAUAAGUGAAAAUAAAAUGAGUUUGACAGAGCGGCCAAGGAUGAUGAAUGCACAAUACUGUGUCAGGGUAAUUGUGUGGCACUUAGAUAACUUUGUUGAGGUCAUAAACCUGAAAGCCAUGCCUUUUUGAAAUGAGUGUUAAACUUGCUGUGGGCAGAAAAUGUGUAACACCUGUCUGAGCCCUGAAGUUAUGAGCAUGACAUGAGUCAUUAUUACUGCAUUUAUACUGCUCUCGCUUAGGUCUGUCUACUAGUACAUGGUGUACACUUGUAGGAAUCUACUGUAGGUUACUCAGCUAACAAUUCUUAAACUGACAACUUAAAACCUGCUGGUUGAGUAAUUUAACUAGUGACGAAAAGAAUUUCUCAGUUGUGGAUGGUCUUACUCCUGCCAAGGGUUCAGCAUUCAGUCCUCUGGUGCCACCAUCGAGUCUGACAGUCUGUGUUUACAUAAGAAUUCCAUACCUGUUAGAUAUAUGGAUGCUUUUGUAAAACAAAUCCCAGUUUCAGAGACUAUUUUUGGAAACAUUAAAAAGCCACCUGACAUCAUUUGUGUAGUUGUUUCUGGAGUGUGUGUAUACAGCUGAUUGUCCCGAUGAGCGAAAGUGUGUUUUUCAUGAAUGUGAACAUUAAUGAAUCACCAUUGUUGUUAUUUCACUCUCAUUACACUGCAUUGAUCAAAAGCUAAGCCAGGAACUUGAACACUAGCCAUCAAUAGUUAAAUGACUGCCCCAUCACCUUUAGAAAGUGUAUGUACAUUUACUGCACAUUUUCAUAUAUUAAUAUUCAGAUUUUAUUCAUUCAGGUAACUUAAUUUCCUUUCUUUACAUAUUGAAGGUCUAAAUAUUUAAAGCCUUUCCAUGUUAGGAAUAUAAAUCCAGGGUAAAAAGGCAUGAGCAUUAACAUAUUUCAUUUUUAGGACUGCUAAAAAUAGUAAAAUUUAAGCAUACUGUUAAAAAAUACUGGAAAUUGCUUGUUAAUUAUCUAACCGGUGCACUAAGUUACCCUGGUUAACACCCCAAAUUCACAAACACAUUAAAAUACACAUAUUUAGCUGACAGUUUCAUGUAAAGCAACUUCAAAUACGUGCAUAAAACCAUGUAACUGGGCAAGUCCAUCAAUUUAAUCAAAUAUCAUUACUUCAAGUGCUACUUUUAGACACAAUAGGAUAUAGAUAAAUUAUUUUUAAUGGGCCAAGAUGGAGUCUAAACAGAAAUACACAAAAUAUACACAAAAAAAUACUUAGGACAUUACUUAUUUGUUCUUAAUGGUAGCUUUAGGGCACUGGGCACAGACUGUACACCGUCUGUAUCAAUCAAAACAGUAUUACUCAUCAAAUUUUUUCAUAAUAUCUGUGGUAAAAUUCUCUUGUUGAACAUUAUCAGUGUAUAUGUGGACCAGUGACAUCUGACAGAUAUGUCAAAAUGCAAAGUACUGCUCAAAUAAACAACGGCGGACCUUAAGAUCACAUAGAAACAUGCACCGCUAAGCAUAUCCUGUACACGCCUUAUCCUCUAGACAACUGUUUUACUACGGUCCAGUGAAGAUGACGUAGCACAACCCCUAUAAAUAGGACGUCGCUCUUAUGUGACGUCCUUCGUGGAGACGGUUCCUUAGUGAUUGCCUCCCCUUCUCAACAUGAGGGCUAAGUGGAGAAAGAAGCGCAUGCGCAGGCUGAAGCGUAAAAGGAGAAAGAUGAGGCAGAGGUCCAAGUAAACUGUCCUCUCCGCCGUGGCUGUGACAGCAACACGUUGCCAACAACCAGACCGGUGAGCUCAGCUGAAGACCCAGGACCCUCCCGGUGUCAAGUUUGUCCGCGGCGCCCAUAUCGACCAGAGGCAGCGGAGCUGCAGCAGCUGAAUGAUGCUGGAGAGCUGAUUCAAGACCUGCUGGAUGACAGGCUUUUCUUCUGGGACAUUCUGGACUCUUUACUCUUAAUUCCUCAACUUUUGUCUUUUGUUUAUACUGUGAUUAAAGGUUUUGGUUUAUAAAUACUUUAAA
This is a messenger RNA of Epinephelus moara (kelp grouper), 3659 nucleotides long. It is a transcript of the gene pa2g4b, whose product is annotated as proliferation-associated 2G4, b. Lineage: Eukaryota; Metazoa; Chordata; Actinopteri; Perciformes; Serranidae. The record is from RefSeq and is a predicted model, not a curated record. Bases 121 to 1299 code for a protein of 392 amino acids. The transcript is spliced from 16 exons.